Messenger RNA from Hydatigera taeniaeformis, 624 nucleotides. NCBI's taxonomy places the organism in Eukaryota, Metazoa, Platyhelminthes, Cestoda, Cyclophyllidea, Taeniidae. The record is from the annotation of a GenBank genome assembly.
AUGCCUGGUGGAAUGUCCAUGAUGGGCCCACUCACAUGGCGCCAGCCUCUCCCAGACGUCGUAUCUGGUUCUGCCACCUCACAUCCACUCGCAAACAACAGCACAGUCCCUCCCAACCACGUUCUCCUGCUGCAGGCUGAGACAGCUCGCUACUGUGCGCCUCCAGACGCAUGCAAGCAGCAAUUGCUUAGCUCUGUGGUCCUGCUCCACUCACUAUACUACUCCAUUCGUGUUCCCGCACCUGUGCUGAUCACACGCAUUCCCACAUCAGUUGCGUCACUCAACCAUUGCGCAUCAUUCUCAAGUUCGCACUUUGCAUUCCAUCAAUCAUCCCCCAUCGCUGUGAUGGUACUGCUCAACUUUCCAUCGACUGUGAUGUGGCCCAAUACUGUCGUAAGUAGCAACGAUGCAGAUUCCCCAGUCCAGAUGCAUAAGGGGGAGUUGGACAAUCGUGUUGCUGCUGUUCCACACUCUGGCAUACCACCAGCGAUGAUGUCAGACGUCUGCAGGAUUUGGAUGCGGAGACAAUCGCUGUUAUCAACGUCAAUGGAGGAUGAUGAAAAGAAAGAGCAGGAGGAGGAGGAGGAGGAGGAGGAAGAGGAGGAGAGGGAGGAGGCACGUUAA